Messenger RNA from Quercus robur (English oak), 939 nucleotides. RefSeq lists its product as uncharacterized. NCBI's taxonomy places the organism in Eukaryota, Viridiplantae, Streptophyta, Magnoliopsida, Fagales, Fagaceae. The record is from RefSeq and is a predicted model, not a curated record. The transcript is spliced from 2 exons. The coding region runs from base 1 to 939 and encodes 312 amino acids.
AUGGAAUCCGCGAAACAAAGGAUACGGGCCGCUGCAGCUCGUCAGAAAGAAGAGAGGAGGGCCAAGGAAGCAGGGGGGGAAGCCUCGUCAACCCCCGUGGCCGUCGCCAAGGUGGCGAAGAGGAAACCUGACGGGAGUGAUGGCCGUCCAGCCAAAAAGAUUGCCGUCACUCCGUCAGUCGAGCCAUUGAAGGAGAAGUCCCCUCCGACGUCUGGCCACGGCGCGGGAAAGGGGGUGAUGACUUCCACUGGUCCCGUCAACGAGGGCCCGUGCCGUCUCCUAACCCACAAGGAAUACGCCGUCGGGGAGGUUGAAUCUCUUAUCAAACCGACGGACAUGGAGCCCUGUGAUCAAGUAGGGACGGAAGAUUUAGGGGCGUCGGCCCUCUUUGAUCUCUCCAGGGCUUUGGUUCGUGUCAAAGCCCUUCGUGACCGUUGCGAGGCGAAGGAGGGGGUCGUCAGUCGAGUUCGCAGCCACAACAAGAACUUGUUGAAUCAGCAGGCUCAGUACAAGGAAGCCGUCCGUGUCCUUAACCAGGAACUGAAAGAUGUUAAUACUAAGCUGACGGAGGCCAGUGGUGAGAACGUCAAGCUCCAAGGAGAGGUGACGGCUCUGGAGGAGAAGCUACAGACGGCGGGGGCUAACGCGAUCAGAGAUUUCAAAACGUCGCAGUCUUUUAUCGACUCAUGUGGUCAGUAUUACGGCACUGGGUUUGAUGACUGCCUUCGACAGGUCGCGUCGGCCUUCCCGGAUCUGGACUUGUCUGGGAUUACAAUGGACGAUGGAGACGACGUCUCUCUUCAGCCCGAACCUACUCCGGAGCAUGACAGCAGCGUCGUCCUAGCCCAGCCUGCCGUCAACCCUACAGCUCCUGAUUCUCCGGCGGUUAUCGUGGACGUUGAGGACCGUCCUGCUGACGGCAACCCUCCUGCUGCUUAA